AUGUCGCUAAGUUAACUGUCAAACAAACAAGGAAUAAAUUAUGCAAGUAUCCUAUUUAAUAAUAAUUUCAAGAGAACUCAGACAUAAAAAAUCCCCAAAGGAUUAAUAGUCAUUUGGUUUAUAUAAAUACUUUAAUAAGGUUAAUUAAUAAAAAUAAGAAUCUUUUUAAUAAAGAAAAAAACCAAGUCUUGAAUCUAAGAAUCAAAGAGCAUAAUCAACUCUUGAAAAUAAUUAAAAUUCUUAUCGACACAUUAAAUUACUACAUGAAGGAGAUGAAUUGGAUGAAGACAAAUUGUUUGAUCAAUUUUUUAAACUAAAUAAUUCAAAAAGUGAUUUUAUGAAAGAAUCUAUUUAAAAGGAUACAAAUAAAAAAUAUUAAGAGGGAAAAGAAUUUCUAAAAUUUAUUGAAAAUGCAAUUGAAUAUCAUUAAUAAUCAGAAGUUCAAUUUUUUAGACCUUCUACAAAUAAAAAAUAUAUUCAUCUAGAAUAGAAAUUUAAAUAAGUUAAUUUAUCAAAUAGAUUAUUAGCAAAUUAAUUAAAUCAAUAAAAAUAAAAGGAAAUUGAUCUUAAACAUAGGAUGAAAUUGAUGCAUAAAGAGUUUUACAUUUAAUUUAAUAGAAUAAUACAAUAAAAUAAUUGGUUAUAAGAGUAAUUGGCUAAAUAAAAAAUAGAUAAUCAAAAUUCAUUAUUGGCUGUGAAAAAAGCAGUUGAAAUGCUUUAAAUUAAGUGUAAAUGUUAAAAAGGGAAUUAAUUAUUUGAUAAGAUUCUAAGAGAUGUAAAGAAUUAGGAAAAAAUACGCUAAUAGUAUGAUUGGGAAAAAGAAUCUUAAGAAAUUUAAUCAUCAUUAGAAUUAAAUAAUGAUACUCAUGAAGAUGAAUAAAUAAAUAAAUUAAAUUAUUAAUUAUACGAUAAAAAUAGAAGAAAAUCAAUUUCUAAAAUUUAACAGAAUUCAAUUCAAUCAACUUAAGAUUAAUAAUAGGAGUAUUUAGUUCAAAGUUACAUUCAGAGUACAAUGAAAAAUUAAAGAGAAUAUUCUAAAGAUAUAUUUUAAAGAAAAAGAUAAUUUUAAGAGAAUUAAAAUAUAGAGGAAGAAAAUACAAUUAAUAGUAAUUGA
Molecule: messenger RNA, 1114 nt
Organism: Paramecium primaurelia
Lineage: Eukaryota; Ciliophora; Oligohymenophorea; Peniculida; Parameciidae
Source: the annotation of a GenBank genome assembly